Podospora pseudocomata is the source of this 1915-nucleotide messenger RNA. RefSeq lists its product as uncharacterized. The coding region runs from base 389 to 1810 and encodes 473 amino acids. The record is from RefSeq and is a predicted model, not a curated record. The transcript has 2 exons. Gene Ontology annotation, molecular function: FAD binding; oxidoreductase activity. Lineage: Eukaryota; Fungi; Ascomycota; Sordariomycetes; Sordariales; Podosporaceae.
AAGCCCGGUAGCGUCCUUUCUACCCACCAACGAGAAGCGUCAGACGCCUGUUGGUGCUGGCUGUCACUAACGGCCCCAUGUGACUGCUCCGCCGUACAGUCUUCUUAGUGGCCGCCAUGUCCACGACCCCAAGGCACCAUGCUCCCCCAUGUGGCCAAUCCAGCGUGGUAUCUUGCAGUGCCGCUGCCAGACAGCAGCAUGAUAAGCAGGAGAGAUGACAGAUGACAGGGGGCUGGGACAGUUAGGUGGUAUAGGUCGAUAUUAAAAACCUGGGGAACUGCCGUCUUCACCUGGAUUUCACCCAGGCUCAGGCUCUCAACAUCAUCAUCACCGGGCAACCUCCUUCCCACUUUUUCUCGACCUCUCCCAUCACCUUGACCAGCACACAAUGGGUCAGGGACCCAGCACCAGCGCCCUGCAGCAAUGCAUCCAGGGGGUUGCCAACAACCGAGCCAACUUCGCUGCUUUUGCCGGGAGCCCACUUUACCAGAUUCAGUGGGUCAAGCCGUAUAAUCUUGAUGUGCCUGUCGAGCCUGCCGCCGUGGUGAGGCCAGAGACGGCACAGGAUAUUUCCGACAUUAUCAAGUGCGCCAAUGCCAACGGCGUCAAGGUGCAGGCCAAGUCUGGGGGGCACUCCUAUCAGAACUACGGCGCUGGCGGGAGUGAUGGGGCCGUUGCCAUCGACAUGGUCAACUUUCAGAAAUUUUCAAUGGACACCAAGACAUGGUAUGCUACCAUAGGGGCUGGAAAUCGCCUGGGAGAGGUGGACAAGAAGAUGCACGCUCAAGGAGGACGGGCCAUGGCCCAUGGUGUCUGUCCUGGUGUUGGCCUUGGUGGUCAUGCUACGAUUGGAGGAUUGGGCCCCAUGUCGAGAAUGUGGGGAUCUGCCUUGGAUCAUAUUGUCGAAGUUGAAGUCGUCACCGCCGACGGCAAAAUCCAGAGAGCGAGCGCCACGCAGAACGAGGAUCUUUUCUGGGCCCUCAAAGGCUCUGCGUCUGGGUUCGGAGUCAUCACCGAGUUCGUCGUGAGAACACAUCCCGAGCCGGCCAACGUUGUUCAGUACGAAUACACCAUCAAGCUCGGGAAACAGGCCGAUGUCGCUCCUUUGUACUCGAAAUGGCAGGCUUUGAUGGCGGACCCCAAGCUUGACCGUCGGUUCGGAUCCAUGUUCAUCAUGUUCCCUCUUGGCGCUAUCAUCACUGGCACAUUCUAUGGAACUCGGGAGGAGUUCUUGACAACUGGCAUCCCCAACGCUCUUCCGCAAGAUGGCAACGGCCAUCUGGUCAUCAACGACUGGCUUGGGGGUUUGGCUCAUGAUGCCGAAAAGGAGGCACUGUAUCUGUCUGGGCUUGCUAUGCCAUUCGUAUCACGCUCUCUGGCCUUCAAACGACAGGACCUCCUGGGACCGGAAAAGAUCAAGGACAUUUUCAACUGGGUCGAUACCCAAAAGAAAGGCACGCUCCUAUGGUUCAUCAUCUUCGACGCCGCAGGGGGUGCUAUUGAGGACGUACCGCAGAAUGCCACGGCCUUCGCUCAUCGUGACAAGGUCAUGUACUACCAGUCUUAUGGCAUUGGACUGCCCGUGACAAAAACCACCAAGGAUUUCAUCACCGGAUUUCACGACCAGGUUGUUCAGAAAGCCGGUCCAGGCACUUGGGGCACGUAUCCAGGGUACGUCAACAACGCUUUGGUCGACCAGCAAAAGCAGUACUGGGACUCCAACCUGCCCGCAUUGGAGCAGAUCAAGGCUCGGUGGGACCCCAAGGACUUGUUCCACAACCCAGGGAGUGUGAGGCCUGCCAAGAACUAGUGUCUUGUCCUCAUUUUCAGGCGAUUUGUACUUGUAGAAUAGAGAUACCCGAUUGCAUUAAUGUUUACGUGUUAUCUGGCUUCCGAAUCAGGUCAUGCUUUCACU